UAACUACAUAAUCGUUCAAAUGCAUGUUUGCGAUCGAGUACAAAACAACCAAACAACAUUCUUAAACCACAAGUUCAAACAACAUUCUCAAACCAAACAACAUUCUCAAACCACAAGUUCACAACUACCACAAACACAAACUAGCAAGCACUACAAUGUUAACAAACAACGUUUCAUAUCGUCAAACAACACCAAAUGCAGAAACUGGUGCAUUAAACUUGGACUAUUUGAUAUCAUAAUUGUAUAAAGCAGCAUUGGGGAAUUGCUUUGAGUUAGACGAAUGGGGUCCAAUUGAGUUAUGCAUAAUGUCUAAACAAUUCGAUCGCCAGGGGAAAUCACCAUAUGCAUAUUAUGCUUCAGCAGUGGAGGAGCGGAGGCCGGAGAUGAGCAACAGAGCGGCGGAGAGGAGCGGCGUAGAGGAACAGCGGAGGCCGGAGAGGAGCAGAUCAGGUCGGCGGUCGGUGGAGCGGAGCAAAGCAGGGACCGCGGAGCGUCGCCUUGCCGCCGGUCGCUGGUCAAGGGCUUGGCGGUUCCUGGUCGCCGGUCGCCAGAUGAGAAAUGGAGAAGAGGAGCGUCGGAUUGAACUGAAGAAGAAGAGGAGAACUGCUGGAGAACUGGGAAGAAGAAACGAACGCGGCGACUGUCUUUCUUUCGAUUGAUUAGGGUUUUGACAAUUUGACUUCGUUUUUUUUUGUGCUAAUACCGUAAUACGACGACGUUUUCUUUCAAUUACCCUGCCCCCGAUUAGACCAAAACCGGGCGGUAUUUCGGAUUAAACCGUUUAAACCGCCCGGCGCGAUAUUCUGCCCCCAAACACGCUACCGUUUCGUCCGUGCUCCGGUUUUCGGUUUUACUGAUUCAACCGGCCGGUACGAUCCGAUUUCCUUUACCAUGCAUUAAAGUAAGACUAGACAAAUUUUGCAAUAAUUUUAAUGCAAAAUAGUUAAAUAAAGUGUGGUUAUAGACUAUUAUGACUGCGAGGCGCGAGCUGAGUCGAGAUGUCUGGUGUCAUUGGAUGGAGUCGACUCCUGACGAGUCUCAGCUGGAGGAAAUUGAUAUCAGACUGGAGAGCUCAUUUUACGUUGGUCCCAUCUGUGAGCUAUGGUCUCCUCCAGCGAGUUUCUUCACCUUGAAGAAUUUAAAAGUUCUGAAGCUUAACGAAAUCAUGACAGGCAUAAUGCCGGCUUCUAUUUUUCUUUCUAGUCUGAAAAUCCUACAUCUUUUGAAGCUAAGGACUCGGGACUUCGAGUUAUUAAGCAGACUCAUUUCUGGUGGCCCUGUUCUGGAGACUCUUUAUUUGGAGAAUUGCUUUUUGCAAGAUGUGGGAUGGCGAUCAAGUACUCAUUGCUUCCAUACCAUCCUUGAAGAACUUGACGAUUAGAAACAAUGAUGGAAGGCUGCAUUGUUCCAUUGAAAUGGAAGCACCAAAUCUUGAGCAUCUUUAUCUUCUGAAUUUUGGGGAGUUACAGUUUAUGGGUAGUAGUAGUUCAUUGUCAUGCGUUCACUCGGCACUGGCAUGGGUUGAUACUCCUGUUUAUGAGGAAACCUGGGUUGAUUUUGAUGAUCAGUAUGGAAGACCGCCUUGACGGGAUUUGCAUAAUAAAUAAAAUUAUUAUAUUUUGACGGGAUGAAGAAGAAAAUAUGAUUUGCAUAAUUAUAAUAAUUUUUUAUUUUAUUUAUUUAUUUUAUUGUAAAAAUGAGUUGAACAUUAAAAUAAAAUAAAAUAAAUUUUAUUUAUUAUUUCAUAAUUGCCAUGUCACUAAGUUAACGGUCAACUUUGAGAGUUGACUGCCACAUCAGCCAAAGUUACAGAGUUGGACGGAGAGUGACCAAACGUGAACGGUUUCAAUAAACUGAAGUACCACCAAUGGAUUUAAAUAUUUGGAGUGAUCAAACUUGAACGUUUUUUUGUAAUCUCAGUGACCAACCAUGCAAUUAACCCUAUAAUUUUCGUAGGAUUUAACUUCUUUGCAUCAUUGCAUAUGUUAAAAUGUUGAAAAAAUUCUUAUGACAUAGGUUAUUGUUAAAUUUUUUUAAUAGAAUAAUUUAUAUUCU
Molecule: messenger RNA, 2055 nt
Organism: Linum trigynum
Lineage: Eukaryota; Viridiplantae; Streptophyta; Magnoliopsida; Malpighiales; Linaceae
Source: the annotation of a GenBank genome assembly